Molecule: messenger RNA, 2985 nt
Organism: Puccinia graminis f. sp. tritici CRL 75-36-700-3
Lineage: Eukaryota; Fungi; Basidiomycota; Pucciniomycetes; Pucciniales; Pucciniaceae
Exons: 6
Coding region: 1-2985 (994 amino acids)
Biological process (GO): protein dephosphorylation; DNA damage response
Cellular component (GO): nucleoplasm; protein phosphatase 4 complex
Molecular function (GO): protein phosphatase activator activity
Source: RefSeq, a predicted model, not a curated record
AUGCUCAAUGAUGCGGCAAUCUAUGAGUACUGCUUGCAAGAUGAAGUCGUGUUGAUUGCAGCCAGCAUUUUAGAUUACGAUCCUGAAUUUGGGAACCAAAAGGCCUCAUAUCAUGCCGACCUAUCCGAUCCAACGAGGUUCAAGGAAGUAGUGCCGAUCAGGGACGAACAGAUCAAGUCGAAGAUCCAUCUAACCUACCGACUGCAAUACUUCAAAGAUAUCAUCCUUGCACGAAUCAUGGACGACUCAACUUUUUCGAUCAUCAACUCGAUGCUCUUCUUCAACCAAGUCGAGAUCGUCCAAUACCUACACAGUAGCGACCACUUCAUGCGCGACCUGUUCGGGAUCUUUGAUAUGGGAACCGACCCACCACCAGCCAGUUCAUCCUCCCCCAUCAUCGGACCUCCCCUACCGCCAUCGAUGCGGAAGAUCGACACGAUCAUGUUCCUCCAGCAGCUCUGCUCGAUGGCCAAACAUCUCCAAGCCCCGUCUCGGAUCAGCUUCUUCCGGUCGCUGGCCGAACGCGGAAUCUUGAAAGUGAUCGAGUUUGGGCUCUCGAAAGAGAACCUGACUAACCGCAACACCGACCCGUCAGCGGAAGAAGAAGGCUCGACAGCGCCUCCAAAGACGGAUGAGGUGCGCGAGGAGGAGGCGAUGAUCAAGUCGGUGGUCUGUGAGAUCCUGAUGACGAUCAUCGACUACGAUCCGAGUAGCGUGCGGGGAUAUUGCUUGAAACAGCGCCAAGAAGGCACCAAGACUCUGGCAGAGAGUUUGAUCGAAUUGCUGAUCUCAGAGGCCGACUUGGGCCUCAAGGUUCAACUGACUGACGCCCUCAGGACGUUGCUCGACAUGGGCGGAACUGGCCUCGGGAAUCCGUCGACCAACAUGGCCCUUGCCGAUAGCAACGGCCUGCUCAAGCGCGACGAGGAUCCCGAUAACGAACGGUUCCUUCAGUUCUUCUAUGACCAUUGCGUCCAUGUCUUGGCCCGCCCUUUUCUUCAGCUCCCCGAGCUCAUUCCCUAUGCUCCAGACGACCAAGAACCGGUGUCGAUUACUCCUUUGGAAGCUGCCACGUUCAAUCAUCUGUGCGAGAUGAUCUGUUUUAUCAUCGUCCAACACAGCUUUCGGUCCAAGUAUUUCAUCCUCUCGACCAAUCUCCUGAACAAAAUCGGCAGUUUAUUGAGAAUCAUUGGGCCCAGAACAAUGAUCUCCCCCUCGCCUACAAGUAAGACGACCCUUCAAGGAGGGAAACCCAGGACAGCAGAGGAUGAGAAGGAUCAGAGUGUCGUUCCUCCUCAUCCUCAACAGAUUCAGAAGAAGAAGAAAAGCUCGUAUAAGUAUCUCGAGUUGGUCGGCUUGAAAAUCCUCAAGACGUGCUUCAAUAAAAAGGACCAGUUCUACGACCGCGCCUUGAUCAAAAACUCGCUCAUCGACCACGUCGUCCUCGAUCUCUUUGUCUUCCAGGACGGCAAAGAUAAUUUGGUCUCUUCUGCUUGUUUGGAGCUCUUUGAGAACAUCCGUUUGAAUAAUCCGAAACCGAUCCUUAAUCAUUUGAUGGAUAAACGCCCCGAUCUCGUCAGACUUCUCGCCCAGAAAUUCAACACUUUUCAUAGUCUUAUCCAACGAUGGGAGCAGAACAAUGAGCACCAAAAUGCACAGAACAAUGCUCCCAAUUCCCAAUCCUCAACAAAUCCUGCAGAAACCUCGACGCAAAAUGUGCGGAAUAUCGGGAGUUGGUCUCGCAGUCGAACCUUAGAUGUUGAGGAAGAGAAUUACUUCAACGAUUCGGAUGAAGAGGGCGAAGAAGGAGGAGGAGGAGGAGUAAGAGGAAGCGAAGUGAUGAUGAUUGCGAAUACGUCUAGGAUGGGAGCACGGGAGGCCGCAGGGCAGCAUAAGCGACAACGUUCGAUGACGGGUGUGAAUCCGGAGAUCUUGGCGGGUCUUCGAGGAGAGAAAGUGUUCGGAGGAGGAGGAGGAGCCCUAGUCAGAGGAGGCGAGGGUGGAGGAGUGAAGCCGUUAGUGGAUUACCCGGACGAGGAUGAGGAGGCCGGGACCAGUGAGUCUACGACGACGGUGACCGGCCCGUCGACGACGACGAGGACGACGACGGCAGUCGGGGCCGAGGAGGCCGAGCAAGGGCUCUCGGGCGAGCCUCCGCCGAAGGUCCGGCUGGGCGAACGCAGACGGCGCGAGGAGGACGAAGAAGACCUGCUCGGGCUCGGCGGGUUGGUCAGUGGGGCGUCCGGGCGCGACGCCAAGCGCGGCAAACGCUCCGUCCCGAUGGCCCGGAUCGGCCCAGCCACCAAACCCACCUCUUCCUCUUCCUCCAACCUCUUCUCUUCGCAGAAAGAGAAACCGGGCUCGGUAAACAAUUCGUCCACCCUCCCCGUUGGCGUUUCUCCUACUACGACAAACGUUAAGCAGGGCGGAAACCCCGCUAUCUCGAAACUUACCGGCGUCGCCACUAAGAAAAUCGUCCUCAGUCUCGCUAGCUCUAGUCUUAUCGCCGCCAGCUCUUCCCCUCCUUCUUCCUCUUCUUCCGCUUCUUCUUCUGCUCCUUCGGCUUCUGCACCUGUUACGGACUCGAAACGGACCUCUGAUCAGGCGCAAGUGCCCGCCGAUCCCGAGCUGACCAGGGGUUUGUCUGCGCCGGCUUCUUCUUCUUCGGCUUCGGCUUCCUCGGCUUCGGGUUUAGGUCCGGUUCCGGCUUGUCCAGUCGUGGAUCCUUCUUCUUCCUCUACGACUAAGACUACUUCUACUUCUACUUCUACUUCUACUUCUACUGAGAGUUCAACUACAAGUUCAACUGCUACUCCUGUUGUUCUUCCAAUCGUCCCUUCUCAAUCUCACUCUCAUCCUACUCAUCUUCUUCUUCAUCCUUCUUCCUCUGCUUCUCCUGCCCCUGCUUCUUCUUCCUCUUCUCCUUCUUCUUCUGCUGCUUCUUCUGCUGCUUCUGCUUCUUCUUCGCUUCUUCCUCAUUCUUGA